Phragmites australis (common reed) is the source of this 1726-nucleotide messenger RNA. Its product is annotated as cyclic dof factor 1-like. The transcript is spliced from 2 exons. The coding region runs from base 28 to 1452 and encodes 474 amino acids. NCBI's taxonomy places the organism in Eukaryota, Viridiplantae, Streptophyta, Magnoliopsida, Poales, Poaceae. The record is from RefSeq and is a predicted model, not a curated record. Gene Ontology annotation, molecular function: DNA-binding transcription factor activity; DNA binding. Gene Ontology annotation, biological process: regulation of DNA-templated transcription.
UUAUACCACCUCCCCUCCCCCUUGGCCAUGGCCGGCACAGCGCAGCAGACGCACAGACCAGAUUGCCUCCUCACCAGCCUGCAUCAGCCAGCGAUUUGUCUCGUUCUUUGCUACGAGCGGCAGCAGCAAGGAGACAAGAGAAGCCAGGAGCUUUUGGUGGCGAGAGAGAGAGGGACAGAGGGAGAAGACCAAGGAGGAGGCGCAGAGAUGGGUGAGUGCAGAGGAGGGGACUGCCUGAUCAAGCUGUUCGGGAUGACGAUCCCCGUGCCGGAGGCCGGCGACGCUAAGGAUCUUCAGCACAGUGGCAGCAGCAGCUCGACUGAAUCCGAUGCCCAGGAGAACACGCACCAGGACACGUCGGACCCGUCCCCGCAGCCGGAGGUCGUGGACGCCGAGGACCCCAAGAGCUCGCUGGAGCCGCAGCAGCAGCCGGGCUGCGACGCGGCCAGCCAGAGGGAGAAGCUGAAGAAGCCCGACAAAGUGCUGCCGUGCCCGCGGUGCAACAGCAUGGACACCAAGUUCUGCUACUUCAACAACUACAACGUCAACCAGCCGCGCCACUUCUGCAAGAAUUGCCAGCGGUACUGGACCGCCGGCGGCGCCAUGCGGAACGUGCCCGUGGGGGCCGGCCGGCGCAAGAACAAGAACGCCGUCGCCGUCUCCCACUUCCUCCAGAGGGUCCAGGCCACGCUGCCCGCCAGCGACCCGAUCAAGACCAACGGCACGGUGCUCAGCUUCGGCCACGGCGCGCCCGCCCUGGACCUCUCCGAGCAGGUGGCCCACUUGAAGGAGAAGCUUCUCAUCCCGAUCGGGAGCGCCGGCAACCCGUCCACAGGUCCUUGCAGUCAAGGAUCGAGCAACGAGGACUACGAGAACCAGGGUACCAGCAAGGAUGUCACUGUAGAGAAACCUGCAAAUGGAGUGCACCAUCCUAGCAUGAAUGGCGCACCCAUGUGGCCAUACAGCUACGCACCACCUCCGGCAUUCUACUCCUCAGGCAUAGCAAUUCCGAUAUAUCCGGCUGCCCCUGGUUACUGGGGCUGCAUGGUUCCCGGAGCUUGGAGCCUUCCAUGGCCGGUGCAGUCUCCGACGCAAGGCCUCUCGUCGCCCACCAGUGCUCUUUCUUUCUCCUCAGGGCCUGACUCCCUCACACUAGGCAAGCAUCCCAGGGAGGGUGACGAAGGAAGAGGCCAUGGAAGUGGCAAGGUGUGGGCUCCAAAGACAAUCCGGAUAGACGACGUCGACGAGGUGGCCAGGAGCUCAAUCUGGUCGCUGAUCAGGAUCGAAGGCGACAAGAAGGAUGCAGACACCGGCGGGCACAAGCUUGGGACGGUGUUCGAGCUGAAGGGUGAGGCCAAGACGGCGAAACAGGCGAUGAUCACAAGCUCGCCGCUCCUGCACGCGAACCCUGUCGCGCUAACGCGCUCGGUGACCUUCCAUGAGGGAUCUUGAAGGCCAUCCGCAGGAAUUUUCCCAUGCUGCCUUCUGAUCUGAACACAAGCUUAGCCUGACAGUACUGAAAUUUUUGUGAAUCAGCGGUUUGUAAAUAGGUAUUGGGGGAAAGAGAGUGUGUAACAUAGCUACUUGAGGACUUGUAGCUGCAAUAUGUAGUAGCAUGUAAAUAGAAUUAGCUAUCUGGGUUGGAGAAAGACCAGGAGAUAAGGUCCCUGGUUGUAGAAAAAUAAGUUAAAGAUGGAAUAUAUGGUUUGAGGAAUUUCAUUCUUCA